Molecule: messenger RNA, 2773 nt
Organism: Oppia nitens
Lineage: Eukaryota; Metazoa; Arthropoda; Arachnida; Sarcoptiformes; Oppiidae
Product: macoilin-1-like
Exons: 8
Coding region: 391-2580 (729 amino acids)
Biological process (GO): neuronal signal transduction
Cellular component (GO): rough endoplasmic reticulum membrane
Source: RefSeq, a predicted model, not a curated record
GUUAGACUCAUAUUAUGAUACAUUGGAUGCCAUUAUUUGGUGAAAAUUAUUAACAAAACACAAUACGAGUCAAUAGUAAUACUCAUAUGUAAUGAAUGAUUGCAUACAAACACUAAUUAAAUAACAACUGAAUGCUAAUCAUAAGUCAUAUGCUAUCGACACCAACACAUUGAUGACCAACUAAUACAUUGACUGUUCAACUCUUCAGACUAACAGUGUCUUCAAACAGACCAUUGAUUUACAAUUAUUAUAGAGAUUGAUUCAACAAAGCCAUCAAAAACGGAUCCCAACGGUUCUCACAUACGGCUCAAGUCAAACAAAUUGUCGGACAUAUUGUCCUCAUCACGACUGAUCACUUUGUGGACAUUACUUGUGUUGGCAUCACUUGUGAUGAAGAGAAGAAAUGGUGAUUUGUCUGGAGCUAAACUCAGACAUCGGACCAAUAAGAAGAGCAAAAUUGCCGAUGGACUCAAUCAAAGUCCAUUCAUUUAUGUGAAAUUUUUUCUGGUGUGGGCUCUGGUACUUCUCGCUGACUUUAUUGUCGAGUUUCGCUUUGAAUAUUUGUGGCCAUUUUGGCUACUAUUGAGAAGUGUUUACGACUCAUUCAAAUAUCAAGGAUUGGCAUUUUCGGUAUUCUUUGUAUUUAUAGCGUUGACGUCUGAUAUGAUAUGUUUCCUAUUUAUACCGGUUCACUGGCUAUUUUUUGCGGCCAGCACUUAUGUAUGGGUACAAUACGUUUGGCACACCGAACGGGGCAUAUGUCUGCCUACAGUAUCUCUUUGGUUACUUUUUGUAUAUAUAGAAGCAUCAGUUAGACUCAGAGAACUUAAGAACUUACCAUUUCAUCUGGACCUCUGUCGACCCUUUGCCGCCCAUUGUAUCGGUUAUCCUGUGGUCACAUUGGGCUUCGGAUUCAAGUCAUAUGUUAGUUACCGAAUGAGGUUAAGAAAGCAGAAAGAAGUAGCAAAAGAAAACGAGUUUUAUUUGGAAAUUCUUCAGAAAGCCUUACCACAAGAGGCACCACCACCUCCUGCCCCCAGUUUGCCCGUCGAUACUGAACUCAUACAAAGCAAUGGCGUCAAUCAUUGUGCUCCUAAUCAUCAAAAGAAGUCGAGCAUCAGUUCAACAAAUUCUGACAAAUCUUUGAUAUUAAGCAAUGGAUCGACCAAUAAAUUAAUUACAGAUUACGACUCAACAAAUAAGAAAACAAUGUCUAAUGGCAUUGACAAACAUGAAUUACAAUAUAUGGAGACACAGAUUAUCAAAAAGCCAACAAAUCAUUAUGAGAAUGACGACGAUGUCGAUGAUAUAGUAGAGCAUAACAACAGUACUAAUAAGACUCAUAUGAAAAACAUAACAACACUUACAAACUCACCGAAAGGCACAAACAUAGCCAACCUCUCGAUGAGUUCACCCUCAGCGGUGUCUCAUACAAACCAGACAUCCAAUAACAGCAAAUGGACUCAUAAUAACCUUAAUGUGUCCAAUGUUUCCGUUGCCAGCAAUCAGUGCUCACCAAACACUAAUUCUUCAAAUAACAACUCUAACAGUAAUACUAAUACUAAUAAUAGUAAUAGUAAUACCAAUAAAAAAGCCAAAAAUAUAAUCGCCAACAAUUUGUUACCCGUUAAGGAUGAGCACACACUCAGAUUGGAGGCAGAUAUCAAACGUUUAAAGGCUGAUCUUCAAGCAUCCCGUCAACUAGAACUUGAUCUUCGAUCUCAACUUAAUUCAAUCAUUGUUGACGAAAGAUCAGUAAAGAAUGAGUUAACACAACUACGUCAGGACAAUGAAAAUCUUCAGCAGAGACUCCAUAAUUUGGUUACAGCCAAACAACAGGACAAACAAACUAUUGUUAAGUUAGAGAAAUAUUUAGAUGAGGAGAAAAAGCGCCUCAAAUCUAAUCUCGAGCUUCAAAUAAAUAAUGAAAAGAAGGCCAAAAAGGCUGAAGAAGUGGCGGUUCGGGCCGCGGCUAUUGCAGCCGCCAAUAGAGCCGAGUGUUCGGAGACAUGUAAAGCAAAAAGAAGGGAUUUGGAGAAUGAUCUCAAACAAGUGCAACACGAGUUUAAACUUAAAGAUGAACAGCUCAAGCAAAGCGAAAAAGCUUUGCGUCAAUAUAAGAACUCACACGAAGACCACGAAGUGCUUAUGUCUGCACUAUCGGCAAUGCAGGAGAAAAAUUCACACUUAGAGAAAAAUCUAAGCGCAGAAACAAGACUUAAAUUGGAUUUGUUUUCAGCAUUAGAUGAGACUAAACGGCAAUUGGAAAUGGCCAGAAUGAUAUUACUUCAACGUGAGAAAGAAAUUGAUGAGUUGAAGUCGAAAAUUGCUGAAGUGAUGGCCGUAAUGCCGACCUCACCUAAUGGCAGUUAUGGGAGUUUAGCUGAUAACGUAUCUCUUGUAAAUAGUUUACUGCCUGUCUUUGGACAUAACCAUAAUAACCAUAACCACAACCACAACCACAACAAUCACAAUAAAUAUCUUCAAUCGUCUAUAAUAGACGACCAUAUGUCUAACACUUCACCACUGGAUCCCAAUGCUUCUAUAUAUACUCCCAAAGUGGGUUCACCUGAUCUCUAGAUAUCUGAUGACAACCACAACAAUACAUUAACGAGUUAUUUAUUUGUAACUAUAACUCAAUUGUAAAAAAUUGGUGUUAAAUGUCGAUAAAAUUAUUGAAAAUUUAUUUAUAAAUUAUUUCCUUUUCUCCCAAAUGUUUUGCUUUUUUGGAAAACAUUAUUUUCCCCCAAAAAACUAAUGACUGAAAAUAUUU